ACAACCAUGAGAACGGUCGUGAUCCUCGCCAUCCUUUCCUUAGCAGGGGCGACAGCAAGCAAGAUCAUUUACCCAACUCUGGUGGAAAGUAGGGACCUUGACGGUCACAAAGUUGUACACAUCGACGAUGAUCUAACACUCACCCUGCGCAGGAGCGACUUUCUGGGGAAAGGUCUUUUCACUUUCCAACUGGAAGAUGGGCAGCUCCGUCCCGAACUCGUGAACACCGCUAUAUUUAAUUUGCAUGAGGACACUGAGCACUUGUCGUCUGUCGUGGUGCACGAACUGCAAAAUGGUGUGCAAUUGAGAGGCUUCCUGACGCCAUCCCUUUAUAUUGAACCUCUGUACAAGAUGGAGCGUUCUGAUGAUGGUCGAAUGGCACACAAGAUUUAUAACGUGCGUGAGGAUCUCCCCAUCGGACAAUCAUACCAUUGGAGCCCCUUCGGUCCGGUACUGCCUCUGACUGUAUGGAUUGACGUGGGCAUCGUGAGCGACGUCUGGCAUCAGCAGUCUUUUAAGAGUUACAAGGAACACUUGAUCUACCUGGUCAUCUUCAUGAGAUCGGUUACUCUAAGGUUUGCGGGCACUCUACCUAGGAUGAAGUUCAGGCUCGUGGGUGUGUACUGGUCAACGGGUAGAGAAGAAUUCAAUAACCUAUUGGGAAGCGGUCCGAAGCAACCUGUAGACGGGGAAGACGUACUUGAGAGUCUCCUUAAAUUUUUGAACGCUAGCAGCAACGGCACCCAUCCAACGCCGGACACCGUAUACCUGAUCACAAAGCGACAGAACAUCACAGAGUACUCCGAUGAAAACAAGACGCAUUCUGGAUUGGUUCAAGGCAUGGCGUACGAAGGAGGCGUCUGUUCUGAAUACAACGUUGCUGUCGGCUGGGACGAUGGAAGAUUCUAUCAUGGCGUAGACACAGCUGUACGGCAAAUGGCACACUUGCUGGGUGCGCCCUGGGAGUACGACACAUUUUGUGAUCCGAGAGAUGGCUAUGUGAUGGGAAAUAUUAAGACAUCUCCUAAUGCAUACAAAUUUUCUGUGUGUAGCCAGGCUGGGAUGGUCAAUACCCUACACGAACGCUUGCUCGAGGAUUUAGAGAUGAAGAGGAGCAGCGACACAAGAUACAAGACGGCAUGCUUCGAUUCGCCUUAUAGCUCGAUGGACGCUAUUAGUAAAAAAUUACCUGGUGACAUCACCGACCCGAUACAGUUCUGCAGGGACGUCAUGCCAACUAAAGACAAGUCAUACGUCCACCUUUGCGAGGACUGGUUUUCGAACAAUGACUGGAAAAGGGACGACUGCGUGACGCGUUGCUGCUACGGAAGUGGCAUGAGACUGUACCAGCAAAUUCCAUACAGAUCCCUGGACGGGUUCAAAUGCUUUAAAAGCAAGAAGGUAUGCUACGCUGGGCAAUGUGUGGAGCCCGGCACGGACGUCAAUACGGUUUGGUAGAAUAAAUAUUUGUCCGGA
This is a messenger RNA of Ornithodoros turicata, 1476 nucleotides long. RefSeq names its product venom metalloproteinase antarease-like TtrivMP_A. The transcript is spliced from 13 exons. Gene Ontology annotation, molecular function: metalloendopeptidase activity. Lineage: Eukaryota; Metazoa; Arthropoda; Arachnida; Ixodida; Argasidae. The record is from RefSeq and is a predicted model, not a curated record. Gene Ontology annotation, biological process: proteolysis. Bases 7 to 1458 code for a protein of 483 amino acids.